AUGAGGGCCGAGAAGAUUAGCAAACGUGACCCUGUCAAGGUUCGCCGGGACAUUCUAGAUGCGCCCAUCAUCAGCUCGCCUGUGCCGGCCGGAAGGCAAGCAAAGGGCGUCGAUGAGUGGGACUUUCUCCCACCCCUGCCUGAGAUCAUCGAUGCCGUGAACCAAUUUACCAGACUCUAUUUCCAGCUGGGCUUCAUACCCAAGCAGUUGUUUCCAGAGCGCCUGAAGAAAGACCACCGUUCCGUCAGUGUCUUCCUUCUUCUCAGCAUCUUGAGCAUAUCAGCACGUUUCACGCCGUCAAUCGUCCUACGCUAUGGCGACGGCAUGAAAGCGGCCGACAUAUUCAUGGAGCGGGCAUCUGUUGUUGCUUUAUCGGAACUGUACCGCGAGCCUAGCUUGGAGAGAUGUCAAGCUUUCUACCUUUUGAGUAUUGCUCAGCAAGGCAGUGGAUGGAAAAACAGGAGCUUUAUCAACCUGGGUAUCGCAAUGCGUAUGGCUGGAUUGAUGCGUCUGCAUAGAGAAGAGACGUAUGCGCUCAAAAGCCCAACCAAGGAGCUGAUUGUUCGGGCAGAGUCCGCCCGCCGAACUUUUUGGAUGCUUCACAGCCAAGACAACCUUCAUUCCGGCCCCUCCUCACCUGUCUCGCUAGCAGCGAGUGAUAUCACCGCCCUACUCCCCGGAAAUGAGGAAGACUUUGCUAAGGGCAGAGAACCUAAAUCACGGGCAGCUCUAGAAGAUACGCCGCCAGCUAUUGAGAAUCCAAGGUUGAUCUCUGACCCUAAUCGAUCGCUCUUCGCUACACUCAUCCAAACACAUUACUUCUGGGGACGGAUCUCCCGGCGAGCCGUGAGCCAUGACUCUAGUUCUCGCCCCUGGGAAACCAUGAGCGACUACGCCAAAAUCCAAAAGAGUCUUGACACAUGGGAGCAAGGUCUCCCGCGCGAUCAUGUUUGGAGCAGCUUUGCCUUGAAGGGCUACAAGACUGAGGGUCAAGAUCUGGCCUACCUCGCCGUGACCAUGGUGAUCCGGCUUUGCAAUAUCGUUAUCCGCAAGGCGUAUCUUCGCUACAUGAUAUUCCCUGACCAGUCUGAGCCCAAUCUCCGCGCCUUCUGGUCUAAUAUGGCUUUGGAAAUGUUCAAGAAUGUCCGCGAGCUGUAUGAGCAAAUCGAUACUCAAUUCAUCGAUAGGGCGCCUGAUGAGCAUCUUGGUGCCCAAAUGGCCUCUGCCCCGACCCGGCCAUUGUUCAAGAUGGGCCAAUGA
Phaeoacremonium minimum UCRPA7 is the source of this 1260-nucleotide messenger RNA. RefSeq names its product putative general repressor of transcription-like protein. Lineage: Eukaryota; Fungi; Ascomycota; Sordariomycetes; Togniniales; Togniniaceae. The record is from RefSeq and is a predicted model, not a curated record. Gene Ontology annotation, molecular function: zinc ion binding; DNA binding. Gene Ontology annotation, cellular component: nucleus. Gene Ontology annotation, biological process: DNA-templated transcription. The transcript has 6 exons. Bases 1 to 1260 code for a protein of 419 amino acids.